This is a messenger RNA of Striga asiatica, 483 nucleotides long. Lineage: Eukaryota; Viridiplantae; Streptophyta; Magnoliopsida; Lamiales; Orobanchaceae. The record is from the annotation of a GenBank genome assembly.
AUGGGAGCUGGUUGCACCAUCUCGCUUUACAUUGGGGUGGAAACGUUGGUGGAGUAUAGGGACCCAAGGGAUGUAAUAUGUGAGGCCACAGACAAAUUCAAGGGGGACAAUAACUCCAAAUUUUUUCGAGAACUCAGCUUGCAAACUUCAUCCACGUUUAGAUUUCUCAUACCAUUAAAUGUCAAAACCAAGGUGGACGGUAAAAAGUUAACUGCUGUUGCUGAAGCAAUCGAGAAGAUUAACCCUCCUUUGGAAAAGGGCAAGAAGAGAUUAAAGAACGAUACAGAUGUCGAUGGAAAUCUUCAAAAACAGUCGCACCAAAAGAAAAAUAAACACCGAAUCACCCACACCUCAACUAACGUAGAAAUUUCAAGCGAUGAAGAAACUCUACAAACAAUGAAGAAGAAGUACGUCAAGAAAAUGUCAGCUCCAAGAAACACAAAAACCAAGAAAUUGGUUGAAAUAAAAAAGGAGAAGCCAUGA